Messenger RNA from Spizellomyces punctatus DAOM BR117, 1349 nucleotides. RefSeq lists its product as uncharacterized. The record is from RefSeq and is a predicted model, not a curated record. NCBI's taxonomy places the organism in Eukaryota, Fungi, Chytridiomycota, Chytridiomycetes, Spizellomycetales, Spizellomycetaceae. The transcript is spliced from 3 exons. Bases 240 to 1229 code for a protein of 329 amino acids.
CCUUCCAUCUUCCUCGCCAGGUUUCCUUCCCAUUGGGCAUCGCCAACCAUCUUUCUUGUCCAUUAUUCUUUUUUCAACUGGCCUCAUCCCCCCCACUCCCCGUCCCUGCAACCGUAACGGGCCGAGAACCCAUCUGCAUUAGCACUUCUGUGGACGUUUUUACUUUGCAGCCAGCUUGAAACAAUUCCUUGCACUUAUCGUAACUUUGAGCAAAAACUCUUCCUUUCCUUUACAUCUGCAUGAUUCUCCCUUCUGCUGUCUAUUGGAUUGUAGCAGAAAGGGUGGGUAAAAUGUCCGUGCCGGGGCUCCAGGCCCUGCACGCAGGCUAUGCAUUGCUCCAGUUACUUUGUAUAUAUUUUGCGGUGCUGGCCUAUAGACGAUCACGUAAUGGUGCCCCGGGUGCCAUAGUCUUUGCUGUGUUUGCUGGCCUCAAGUGCUUUGAUGAUCUCUUGGUAGUCAUUGGACCUUGGCUUGACGCAUCUCCAACCCAUCACGCCGUUCUUCGAGGAUUGUCGGCCUUUAGCUAUUUUGCUGGAUGCCUUACGCAACCUUCCCUCUUCCUUGUUGCCUACGAACUAUGCCAUACUUUACACGGAGGUCCGAAACGACGCUUGCUAAGCCGCGAUCAAGUGGGUCGAAUCGGGGCCUUAGCACUUACCUGCAGUUUUGCCACGUAUGAGAUCUUGGAUUAUGCUCUCUAUUCCAAAGUGGCCGAUUCGAUUGUGCUCCGGAAGCCCUGGGGUGUUCCCGUGUACGAGGUAGAACGUGGAAUCUUCAGUGCGAGCGUGUAUACCCGGUUCGCGACAUGUCUUAUGCUGUUAGCGGCUGGUGGGUGCCUUUGGGCGCGGACACAUUAUCCAUGGCUGAGUUUAUUACAGUUGGUUGUUUUGUUGGGUCAAGUAGCGACCUUUCAUGCAGCAUCGUACCAAAUCUUUCUCGAUUCUGGCUGGGAUGUUGUAUUCUCUCUCUCUUUAGCAAUGGCACACUUUCACGUCAUGGGUAAUCAAGAGGAAGAGGAAAAGUUUGAGCCGUUGCUGUUUGGCGACGACUCUGCGCGUUGGUAUGGAGCCGUGGAGGUUUGGGCAGACGGACAUCCAGCUUCUUCAUCACCGACACGGUGGAAAGGAAAGGAAGGAAUCGUCAUUGUAUCGCAACCUGAUGGAGGGCAGACGGGCAACCCACCCUAUACGGCAGUUGAGCGAGGCGACAGCGAUCGUACGAUAGCCUGAGGAAAAUCAUCAUAGCUGGGCAUAUUUAUACGGGGUUUAUUGUAUAUUUUAUCUGGACACAUUAUGGGAUCUCGUAAUUUGAAAUACAGACAUAUAAAACUGUAUCUCAAGUCAUAACGG